Lytechinus pictus (painted urchin) is the source of this 4730-nucleotide messenger RNA. RefSeq names its product aminomethyltransferase, mitochondrial-like. The record is from RefSeq and is a predicted model, not a curated record. Gene Ontology annotation, molecular function: protein binding. Lineage: Eukaryota; Metazoa; Echinodermata; Echinoidea; Temnopleuroida; Toxopneustidae. The transcript is spliced from 4 exons. Gene Ontology annotation, cellular component: mitochondrion. The coding region runs from base 50 to 667 and encodes 205 amino acids.
AUUAAAAAGGACUCCGCUAUCAGACUUUCAUAAGGAGCAUGGUGCCAAGAUGGUCCCUUUUGCUGGUUACUCCAUGCCAGUUCAGUAUAAAUCUGGACUUGUAAAGGAGCACCUUCACUGUAGAACAUCUGCAGCCAUCUUUGAUGUGUCACAUAUGCUUCAAAGCAGGAUCUAUGGAAAGGACAGGAUCAAGUUUAUCGAGUCAUUAACAGUUGCUGAUGUUGAAGCCCUGAAACCAAACACUGGUACCCUUAGCCUCCUGAUCAAUGACCAUGGAGGCAUUAUCGAUGACCUUAUCAUUAAUCAAACCUCUGAGGACCAUCUAUACAUUGUCUCCAAUGCAGGAUGUGCAGACAAAGAUCAAGCUCAUAUAAAGAACAAACUGGAUUCAUUUAUAUCAGAGGGUCAUGAUGUAUCAUUUGAACCAAUUACAGAUAUGGCAUUGAUAGCCCUGCAAGGCCCAGCCAUGGUCAGAGUGCUACAAGCUGGAGUUUCAGAUGAUCUCAGCAAACUGUCCUUCAUGUCAGGAGUUAACACCUCAGUCUUUGGUAUCCCAAAAUGUAGAGUGACAAGAUGUGGUUAUACCGGAGAAGAUGGUGUCGAGGUACUAAAGUUCUAUACUAUCUUUUCAUUUCUCUCUGUUUGCACUUUUUUUAGCUUGACUUAGAAAUGGAAUAACCACCCUUUUAAAGAAGCUUUGUAAAUGUUCAAUGAUACAUGAGGAAAUUGAAAUAACUCAAUUGCCUUCACAUGUAUAAAUUGAUUUAGCUUAAAACUUACCUUGCUUAGCAAGACCAGGACUAUGAGAUCCACAGGCAAAUUAUUCAAUGCGUCCCACAAAAAAAAACGAAACCGAGAUUUAGUGAUGAUUUAUAAUAACUUAAUCACAAAUGAUCUAUCUUUGUAAAGCUUAGAGGCCCCUCUUUCUUCCGGUAAGACACAGAAGAUUUCUCACUUAUUGGAGCGUUAUGGCCCAGUGGAUUAGUCUCUGGACUUUGGAACAGAGGGUCGUGGUUCAAAUUCUAGCCAUGGCGUAAUUUCCUUCAGCAAGAAAUUUAUCCACAUUGUGCUGCACUCAACCCAGGUGAGGUUUGUGGGUACCCAGUAGGAUUUAUUCCGUGAAUGCUUUGGCGCUUAUUAAUAUGGCGGCUCAGCUACAGCCAGGGUAAUAAUAUGAUACCAAGUAUCAAAGCGCAGUUGAGUAUAUGCACAUAGUAACUGCGCUAUAUAAAUGGACAUAUUAUUAUAUUCAUGUGAGUAAAACAGUUUGAAGAAAGGAUACCAAAAAGCCACUUGGCAGGUAGUGUCAGGGUUUUAAAGAGAAAACCACAUUUUUAAAAUGUUUUUUUUUCAAUAUCUGCUCUUUAAUUUUAUACCUCAAUCACAGAAAAUGGUCAAGAAAUAACAAAUUUCUGGUUAUUUGAAAUAAGGCUUCAAUUUCACUAAUUUCAUGAAAUGAAGAUGUUUUACAUGCUAGCUUUUAGACUUACUCUACACUAAGUUUUGUUGACAAUCAGCCAUGCAUAAAGUCUUUUUUUAACCAUGCAAUAGCGUAGGUGGGAAAGUGGUAAAAAUGUUUGUUAAGGCGAGGCGUCAAAACCCCAAAUGCGUUCCAACGCGUGCAUAGCCAUUGUUCCAUAAUGAGAGUGUGCAAAGGAGUUCCAAGAGAUUAGUACGAAGUACCGUUAUAUUCUACAUUAAAGCUAAUUUGCAUAAUCCGUACACGCUGGGGAACGGGGCAAUUAUUAUCUCGAUCGCUAUUGGCUAAUCCGCCGGAGCGUCGCACGAGAAUACACUGAAUAGUGCAGGUUCACAUACACACACACACAGCGCGCCAGCGUACACUUCACAUAAAAUGAGGUCAGUGUUCGGCGUGCACGUCGGAUCAACAUUUGCAGCGAAGCUUUGCAGCGAAUGCAGCGCGUGAGGUGCGGGCGGAUCUACGAGAGGGGGGAAUAGGGGUUGCCUGGGGCUAGCUUCCUGUACAAAGUACCAAUUUAAAAAGCAAAACGGUGGCGGAUUAGGACAUGCUUUUAAAUUGUUUUGAGGGGCGAAUGAGUGAAAAUUUACGUUGUAUACCUUUCGUUAUGAACUCCCGUUCUCCAUGACGAAAUAUAAUUGACGAAAGGAAAGUAAAACAGAAAAGAAGUCACAAACAUCUCAGAAUAGUUUGCAAUCUAUCAGGACAUGCUUUAUAAUUGAUUUUAGGUGUCAACAAGUUAAAAUAUAUUUGAUAUACCUUUCGUUGUGAUCCCUUGUUCUCCGUUAAGAAAUAUUAAAUACGUCUUUUCUUGACGAUGUUGGAAACGUAAAUAAAACAGAAUAGAAGUCACAAACAUCUCAGAUGGGUGUGCGAUCUAUCACAGCAUGUUUUAAAGCUGUUUUUAGGGGUCAACAAGUUAAAAUAGAUUUGAUAUACCUUCCGUUAUGAUCCCCUGUUCUCCGUAAAGAAAUAUUAAAGACGCAUUUUCUCGACGAUGUUGGAAACGUAAAUAAAACAGAAUAGAAGUCACAAACAUCUCAAAUUGGUGUGCGAUCUAUCAGGACCUGUUUUACAAUUGUUUUUAGGUGUCAACAAGUUAAAAUAGAUUUGAUAUACCUUUCGUUAUGAUCCCUUGUUCUCCGUUAAGAAAUAUUAAAUACGUCUUUUCUCGACGAUGUUGGUAACGUAAAUAAAACAGAAUAGAAGUCACAAACAUCUCAAAUGGGUGUGCGAUCUAUCAGGACAUGUUUUAAAAUUGUUUUUAGGGGUCAACAAGUUAAAAUAGAUUUGAUAUACCUUUCGUUAUGAUCCCCUGUUAUCCGUUAAGAAAUAUUAAAGAUGCAUUUUCUCGACAAAGUUGGAAACGUCGAUAAAACAAAAUAGAAGUUGGUAGCAUCUCAUAUUGAUUGGUGAUACAUAUUUUUCGAGCGGUCAACAAGUUAAAAUAUAUUUGAUAUACCUUUCGUUUUGAUCCCUUGUUGUCCGUUAAAAAUAUUAAAUACGUCUUUUCUCGACGAUGUUGGAAACGUAAAUAAAACAGAAGUCACAAACAUCUCAGAUGGGUGUGCGAUCUAUCAGGACAUGUUUUAAAAUUGUUUUUAGGUGUCAACAAGUUAAAUAAUAUUUGAUAUACCUUUCGUUGUGAUCCCUUGUUCUCCGUUAAGAAAUAUUAAAUACGUCUUUUCUCGACGAUGUUGGAAACGUAGAUAAAACAAAAUAGAAGUCACAAACAUGUCAGAUGGGUGUGCGAUCUAUCAGGACAUGUUUUAAAAUUGUUUUUAGGUGUCAACAAGUUAAAAUAGAUUUGAUAUACCUUUCGUUAUGAUCCCUUGUUCUCCGUUAAGAAAUAUUAAAUACGUCUUUUCUCGACGAUGUUGGAAACGUAAAUAAAACAGAAUAGAAGUCACAAACAUCUCAAAUUGGUGUGCGAUCUAUCAGGACAUGUUUUAAAAUUCUUUUUAGGUGUCAACAAGUUAAAUCAUAUUUGAUAUACCUUUCGUUGUGAUCCCUUGUUCUCCGUUAAGAGAUAUUAAAUGCGUAUUUUCUCGACGAUGUUGGAAACGUAGAUAAAACAAAAUAGAAGUCACAAACAUCUCAGAUGGGUGUGCGAUCUAUCAGGACAUGUUUUAAAAUUGUUUUUAGGUGUCAACAAGUUAAAAUAGAUUUGAUAUACCUUUCGUUGUGAUCCCUUGUUCUCCGUUAAGAGAUAUUAAAUACGUCUUUUCUUGACGAUGUUGGAAACGUAAAUAAAACAGAAUAGAAGUCACAAACAUCUCAGAUGGGUGUGCGAUCUAUCACAACAUGUUUUAAAGCUGUUUUUAGGGGUCAACAAGUUAAAAUAGAUUUGAUAUACCUUCCGUUAUGAUCCCCUGUUCUCCGUAAAGAAAUAUUAAAUACGUAUUUUCUCGACGAUGUUGGAAACGUAGAUAAAACAAAAUAGAAGUCACAAACAUCUCAGAUGGGUGUGCGAUCUAUCAGGACAUGUUUUAAAAUUGUUUUUAGGUGUCAACAAGUUAAAUUAUAUUUGAUAUACCUUUCGUUGUGAUCCCUUGUUCUCCGUUAAGAGAUAUUAAAUGCGUCUUUUCUCGACGAUGUUGGAAACGUAGAUAAAACAAAAUAGAAGUCACAAACAUCUCAGAUGGGUGUGCGAUCUAUCAGGACAUGUUUUAAAAAUUGUUUUUAGGUGUCAACAAGUUAAAAUAGAUUUGAUAUACCUUUCGUUGUGAUCCCUUGUUCUCCGUUAAGAGAUAUUAAAUGCGUCUUUUCUCGACGAUGUUGGAAACGUAGAUAAAACAAAAUAGAAGUCACAAACAUCUCAGAUGGGUGUGCGAUCUAUCAGGACAUGUUUUAAAAAUUGUUUUUAGGGGUCAACAAGACAAAAUAGAUUUGAUAUGCCUUUCGUUAUGAUCCCUUAAUUGUUCUCCGUUAAGAAAUAUUAAAGAUGCAUUUUCUCGACAAGUUGGAAACGUAAAUAAGACAAAAUAGAAGUCAGUUGGUAGCCUUUCAUAUUUGCGAUCUAUCAGGACAUCUUUUAAGAUUGUUUGAAGGUGUCAACAGGUUAAAAUAUAUUCUAUAUGCAUUUCGUUAUGAUACCUUGUUUUCCGUAAAGCAUAGGCGGUUCGGGGCGCGAGGGACUCCCUCCCCCCCCUUGGACGAGCAAAAAAAGAUAGAAAAAAGGGAAAAGAGGAGGGAAAAGAGAGGAGAAAAAAGAAGAGGAAGACGAGUGAAUAAAAUAAGAUGAGGGAAA